GCACCUCCAACACCCAAUUGACCACACGCACGCCGGGAGCAGCGCGCAUUGAAACACAGCUUGCUGUUGCAACUCUUGCCCCGCACGCCCUAACUAGCCCUGCACAAAAGACGCAGUGUGUCGCCUCACCUUCACCUACUCGUGUACAUGGAUAAAGGCAACCAACCCUAUAUAGAGUACUAGAGAAGCCGGCAAACCACAAUGACGGACCGCAUGAUAGUCGGCACCAACGCGCUCCCCAGCAACCCGACGCCGCUGUCGGCCCCGCAAGAACAGCAAGUCCGCGACCUGUACUACAAAAACGUGCGAGCCAAAUGCGCAAAGGAAAUCGAAACGUUUGCCUCGUGCGCGCUCGGCCGCACAUUCACCAUGAUCUAUGCGUGUCGACAGCCGCGCCUUGCCAUGAACAGCUGUAUGCUGCAGUACCAGAAUCAGGAUGAGUUGGACAAGGCGAGGGCCGAGUGGUUUGCGCUUGCGGGAGAGAGAAAGAAGGCCAGAGAAGAGCAUCAGAGGAAAUUAGAAGACGCCAGGAAUAAGCACAAGGAAUGGUGGAAUCUAGACGAGCAGGGACGAACAACUGGCAAGAGGGCGGAGCAGGUCAAUGAGGCGGGGUUGAGGCGGCGCGAGGAGAAUCGCGUCGAUGAUAGGGGCGUUACGAGGGGUGGGAUAUAUCGGGGGACGUGAUGGGAUGCGGUGCGUCCACAUUGACACGUCUAUCAGAGACAAAAAGAAAAGAAACAGCAUUUG
Molecule: messenger RNA, 747 nt
Organism: Exserohilum turcica Et28A
Lineage: Eukaryota; Fungi; Ascomycota; Dothideomycetes; Pleosporales; Pleosporaceae
Exons: 2
Coding region: 202-684 (160 amino acids)
Cellular component (GO): mitochondrion
Source: RefSeq, a predicted model, not a curated record